Messenger RNA from Drosophila takahashii, 5229 nucleotides. RefSeq names its product streptococcal hemagglutinin. NCBI's taxonomy places the organism in Eukaryota, Metazoa, Arthropoda, Insecta, Diptera, Drosophilidae. The record is from RefSeq and is a predicted model, not a curated record.
AACUUUGAAUUCCAAUUGGAUAGCUUACUUUUGGGCGAAAGAAAGUUGUUUUUGCGGGAAAAUCCCUUUAAAAUGUCUGCCAAGGAUUAUUCUACCAGGACUCGGAGUUGGCCAUCCCAGUUUUUCAAACCCGCAACGUAGCGGCAAUCCUGGCCAUCCUACGUAACUGCGCAUUCCGUCAUUAGCUUUUUUCCCUUCGACGGCGACGGACGCUUUCCUUCGUGUCCGCGCAUCCUUGCUUCACUGAAUUCUGCCGCACGCUUUUCUCGCUACCACCGAAGUUUAUACAUCGCAUACCCAUACACAGGCGCGGAGAAGAAAAAGUUAAAACCGGACACAUUCAAGUGAAAAUAACAGUUUUCCACAACGGGACUUGCACCUGUGCUUUUUCCUUAUAAUUUGCAAGACAUUUUCACAUCAUUUGCAUGAAACACAAGUACCAGCGACUGGAAUCGAAUACUGCUCAACUCAAAAAUUGCCAAUCAGCCAUAACAAUACAGGAAAAGUGCCAAAAUAUCGUAAAGCAUUUGAGUCUGCAGACGAAAAGGAAAAUUGCUGGACAUAAAAUUUACAGUUACGUGGGAUUUACAACCGAGAACAGUUGCACACAGACAGGCUCGCCCACACACACACGCUCAAAAAGUUACUUCGCCACGGGUGGGGAAGGGAAAAGGGGAGUGGAGUGGAGUCCUUGAAGCAUCUCGGCUUACGAACAACCCCCAACAACAUUGGGUGCGUCGGUACUCGGCCUGAACGUAACGGAAAACGGCAAAAAAUAACCGUCAACAAAAAACAAACAAACACAAACACAGGAAGCCGACGUCCCAUCCGUGUGUGUGUGUGUUCUGGUGUAGAUUUACCGUUGCCCUUUCAUCUUCUGCGAGAGUGUGUGUGUGUGUGGGCGCCACAAUAAAAGGAGGCGCAAGGAUAUUAUGAGGCCGACGCUGUCUGCCGCAUUUGCGAAUAAGCAACUACCAUCCGUCCACUUUGGUUAAGACUGUAGGGAUACCACAUACCACUAUGUUUGGAUCCAAGCUGCGCUCCUGGAUGGAGACGCACAUCGUGCGUCCCCGCAAGAAGGGCAGCAAGCACAAGCAGCAGGCGGCCUCGGAAGCGGGCAGUUCCUGCUCCGGCAAGAAGGCGGGCACCCUGCCCCCGCAGGGCAGCAACCUGACCAGUCCGGUCCUCACCAGCAGCGGCAGCCACAGCAUCGCCAGUCCCGUGCGAAGGCGCGAGGUUUCGCCCAUCCAGUGCCACCCACCCAGUCGGCGAUACGGCUGGCAAUCCCCAGACGACGACUCCUACGUCAUCACCUCACCCAAGUCGGACAAUCUGCUCUACGCCCCGCACUGCUAUCAGCCCCACCAGCCGCUGCAGCAGCCCUCGCACCACCUCAGUGUGCCCCACAGCAAGGAUAACUCGUGUGCCGAGAAGUCGCCCAUCAGGGUCAACUGCUCCUCGUCCUCCAUAUCGUCGUUGUCCUGGUCAACGGGUUCCAAGGAGCCCUCUUCGGGCAAGCAGGCUGCUUUCAGGGAGCAGUCUUCAAAUGGGGAAUACCACAUUCCACCCGAGGAAGAGGUGGAGUACGAGGAAGUGGGCGCCCUGCUGCUCCGGCCCCCGGCCCCCAUUGCGGAGCAACAGCGUCCACAGUCCGAGAACCUGAGCGCCAUGCGUCUCAUCUACGAGGAGGAGCCCAGGCAGAGCAGCAACCAUGUGCGAUACGGACGCCUGCUUCCCUCCAAACUGGCGCCGGCCCAGCUUGGCGAGUCCCUGGACAACUUGACGGCCACGCCUCCAGUCCCACCUGCUCCUCCUGCCGGCUCGCGGAUGCGAACUCCCCGGGGAAUGCAGCGCAGCAACUUUAUGCCGGGACCCCGGCCCCACAGCCUGCCCUCGCCGGAGAGCGCCUACUCCACGGGCUACUCCACGGAUGGCACCUCGCCGUGCGCCGCCAGCAACUACAACCCGCCGGAGUACUACAUCAACAUGCGCUCGGGCACCCACUACUUUCCCAAGAGCGUCAAUUCGCUGGCCAUCGAGGCGCAGCGCUACAAGUUCGGCUUGAACCGCAUCGAGGAGAUGUCGCCCAUGGAUCCGCUGCCCAAGAGCAACUUCGCAAGUGCCAAUCAUGGCCUGGAGUCGUCGCCCAGUCCGCUGGCUCUGCGGCAGCAGCCGAAGCUUUUUGAGUCUCCCUCGCCGAGACAGCGCUGUCGCAUAAGAACCAAUCCCUGGUACAGCACAGGAGAGCACUUGCCAGCCUCCUCCGCGGGCCCCGCGCGCCUGGAUGUGGAUGCCACCAGCACCACCUCCACGACCUCGUCGGGCAUUAAGUCGAGCAAUGAGCUGGAAGUUCCGGCGGCCAAAACAACAGCAAACAAAGCAGGAAAGGCAGCCGCCCAUACAGCAACACCCAACUGCCGAGGCACUCCCAGCAAGUCGGCCAGAGUGGCGGGUGUGGACGCUGUUGGGGGUGGGUCGGCUGGUGCACCUGGAUCUGGGGUCGCGUACGAGUCCGAGGGCUCUUCGUCGUCGACAGAAGUGGAAAAUCUGCAUGCCCCACACACCAUAAAGCGCCGGCACCUGGAGCAGGCGGAGACGACAGCAACAACUUCAGCGCCUGUGGCAGCUGGUGGUGGAGCCACCACUACCUCCUUCGUGCUUAGCGACGACGAGGCCACUCUCAACGAGAUGAUUGGGAAGUUUGACGAGAGUUACAUCUACGAGAAGGAGACCGACAUACUGAGCAGCGACUCGGAUCUCACUGACUGCUGUGCCUCGGAGCUGGACACUGGACAGGAUGCGGGCGACGAGUGUGACACGGACGAGCUUCUCGACAUUGACUUUAUAGACACUUCUUCCAUGCAAGAGGUCGUACUCGAUCGACCGGAUCUAUCGCGCAAUCUGGGCAGCUGCCAAUACUACUCGAAUCAGCCCGCUAGUCCAAUGAUGAAGCGGAAGGCAUCAACCCGCUCCCGUCGCAAGAGCGGCCAGGAGACGGGAGAGAGCUCCCAGCAGCGUCGACGCAAGCGGUUCCUUAAGACGCGCAAGAAGAGCUGCGAAAACCGUGAAAAGCUCCCUUCGUCGCCCCUCCGUGAGCCCCGCGGAACAAGAAGUGUGGGAGGCACGCCCGUCUGCUUGCGCCGUAAUCUACUGGCUGCAAGGGAGAGGAUCUACAAGACUUCGCCUCUCUCCAACCGCUCCAAUUCGCUGAUCUUUGGCAGCCUGAAUGAGAAAAGCACCAUCACCAUCGCCGAAAGCGAGAAGGCUCUUCUUAAGGCCGACUUGGAGGCUGAUAUGAAGUACAAGCAGCUCAUCAUGGAGGCAGAGUCUUUGCUAGAGUCCAUGAAGAACAGCUUACAGAGUAUUCCCAGAGACACGCCCGUCGCCAGUCCGAGGCGUUUAAAUCCGUUGGCCAACAAGCGCGUGGAGAUGCUCAAGAACAGUGAGGUGGACUCCAAGAAACAGGCGCCACCUCCGAACUCUCCUCCGCAGGAGCACGAGUUAGCCGCAGCCAUCAAUAAGCGCAUAGAGAUGCUAAAGUUUGAGACUUCUGCUGCUUCUUCGCCUCCGAAUAGUCCCAAACUUGGACGCUGCAGUCCUCGCAAGACGCACCUGACCAACUUUAUGAAUCAAAAUGCUCCGCCAGAGCUGCCGCCGCGCAAGAUGAACGGAAACACUCCCACUGCUCCGCUCUCGCCGCAACUGCAGCUAAACGGAAGGCGUCUCCAGGAAAGCCCGAAGGGCAAGAGACGCACUAUGAUGGUAACAUCCACGACCACGACAACGGUGAUCAGCUUCAACGGCAGUGACUCUGAGAUGGAGAGCAUUGCUGUGGAGGAUAUUGGCAAUCACAACUACUUGCCACAGCAGCAGCAGUCGAACCCGAAAGUCAAGCUGGAUGCGCAAACACAACAUAAACUGCAUGCGGAGUCCCACAUUAACAACAACUUUUAUUGCCCACAUAGCGAGCCCUUGAAGCGAAAGGUCUACAAGGGAAGCUCCUCGUUCGAGCGCAUUAAGAAGAACUUUGACUUGGAGUUGGAUGCAAACGGACGGAGCAAGUCGAACGAGCGUUCGCAAAUUAAACUGUCGGCCUCCGUGUCGGCCAAGAGCUCUAUGCAAGACGUGACCGUUGACGAGGCCAAGGGCCAGGCAAUGGGCGGUAGUAGCCGCAAGCAACAGCUCAUACUGAACACCAUAGUCGACUUGAAGCGCAGUUUGGAGCAUCAGAGCCAUCAGUUGAGUGGCCUGAAUGGGGAAUAGAACUGAGUGACCCAACUAAUAGGGAUAAUAUCAUCAUCAUCAUCAUACUUAAUCAUCCUGCAUUAUCUAGACAGUAACUAGUUCGCUAAGUUGUAAGCUAACAGUCCAACCGAAUCCCUCAGACUAGACACUGAAACUGAGCGCAAUAACUUUCUAACUGAUAAGAGAAGACGAUUAUUUACACGAAUGGCAUAAUACUCGAGGGCCGUAAUAGGAACGAUGGACUGUUAUGGAAGGUUAUUACGAAAAAUGUGUAGCAUGUAGAAAAUUGUUUUUGAUGGAGUUUUUAUAACCGUAGUCAUAACCCAAAGGUUUUAUUUUGGUUUGAAAUAUUUAAAGAUCAAUUCUUAGUUUCAAAAUGUUCUUUGAUAUAUCAUAGAUUUUAGUUAAAGCAUAUCAAAAUAUUAUUAUACUGAGUGACAUUAUGUUAAUACUGAUCGUUUUAGUUUGUUAUUUGACUAUCACAAUUCUUUGUUUUAGAAACACUAUUACUUUUAAAAACAUCCUAAAGUUGUCUUUAAUAUUGGUUUUAGAUGAGCCAAGCUGAAAAUGUGUUUAGAACACAAAUUCAUUAGCUUGAUCUAUUUAACUAUCCUACCAACUCACACUAUCCAACCUUAGCUUGAAUACGUUGAUAUUAGUCACUAUAAUAACUACAUAAGUCAAUAAUUGGUAAUACUCCUUAGUUACUUAUCGAGAGUGUGUGUGCUAAUGCGUUAAUGUGGAAAAAGAUCCUUAAUUAUUGAUGCAUAUCCCACAUGAUCCUCGCCUACAUUUAGAGAGCUCAUCUUAUCGCUAGACUUGGUAGAACAUUUCACUUAAUCAGCAUUAUCACAAAAGUACUCAAAAGUAGUCCUUUAAGUAAAUUAUAUUACGAUCCAUCCAAACGAAAAUUGUUUAGCCAAAUUGUUUGUAGAUCAAUGAAAAGAAAAGACAUUGUUUUACCAUAUUGUUUCCUUAGUUAAA